CUACUCUCUCACAGGUCGCAAAGACAGGCAAGAAACGCGAGACCUUCAAACAGGUAUCUUCGCGCGAAUUUGUUUCCCGCGUAACGGUAGAGAAGGCACGCAGACAUGCCUUUUACGCUAAAUCGUCAACCCAAAGAUAGGAACUGGAUGUUAGGUAGCCUCUCAAGGUCGGGGCGACUAGGAGUGACGCCCGAACAGGCGUUUCAGCGUCAUGUUUUCUCUCCCGUCGACAGAAACGUGAACAUGCCCAAUACAUGCUCUUUAGAAAUCCGUUAGUUGAUGGAUUGAAACGGAGCAGACUCAGAAUUUUCUCGGAUCUGCUGUCCAGACAACCCGUCGAUUUUCCGCCACAGGUUUCUCCGUCGUGCAUGCGCGCGCAAUUGUCUCAACUACUCGUUCUCUUUUCUUUACCUCAUACUCCCUUUCGCCUCCGUCGUUUGUUUCGUUAUUCCUUCCUCUGGUAGGUUUUUCUGUCUUUCAGUUAGUGUGCCGUCGCCCUCCGGUUUGUCCACGCUUGUGUUUCGCCCGUCGUCUCUUCCGUCCCCUGACAGUCUCAACCCCUCUUGAAGUCGCCUCGCAGUUGAUUUCCGCUUUUUUGUAGUUGUCCUCUGGGAUUUUGCGCGACGUCGUUUAGCCUGUCCAGCAUGAGGCAGACAGGAAGGCCUGCGAGUCAGGCGACCGGCGCUGGCGCCGGAGAAGACCGGCCGUCUGGCCGGCGUCUCGCCUUUGUUCCCUCGCGCAACUUCCGCCCGAGCGGCUCUCUCGCUUACUUGCAAACAAAAUCUCUGUAUCUUUACUCGCCUUCUUUUCAAGUACCUCUGCCGCGAAUCCCUCUCGCGCCGAAGUUUUGUGCGUAUCCCUUCAGCCGUGAGGCCAUUUGCGGAAAGCCGCCUGCACAGGACGCCGCGUCGAAGGAGACCCGGCACCUGACUCGGCAGCUGGGGGCGGCAGGGGGGGGGCACUCGAUCCCUCUCGAGGAGGUCGGCGAGGAAACGGGUGCAAAUGUCUUCGACGUCGUCGCCUCUCUUCAGCUCCUCCAAGAAUUCGACGUUGCGGGCAUUCUGCCGAACCUGAUCAACCCCAAGGGGUAUCCGAACCUCCUCGCGGUCCCACCGUUGGCCGCGCCGCCUGUGGUAGGUGGCUCGGGUGUACGUACAGCCGGCAAAGGCCAGGCGAGUGCGCCCUUCUCCCUGUUUCAGCACCUGCCGGCGGAAGACUUCGACAUCGUCUCCAACGUGCUGCCCGAGUUGGCUCUCCACCGCAUGCAGCAAGCGCGGCUCAGCAAGCGAGAAGGCGAGAAGGGAAAGGCGUCGGAAGGGACCAAGUCGCGCGCGCCAGAGGGCACAGACGCCGACAGAGCAGGCGCCUUCGAAGCCGCUGGACUGUAUAGACACCCGACGCAGCCGCACCUCAAGCCGAAGAGGAUAUUCUCGGUGGUUCCGCAUAGACGUCUGUGCGGGAACGACUACCUGCCUGUGGGGAUCGAUCUGCCGGCGGAGGUGGAGGCCGACCUCGAGAAAGAGGCCACUGGAGACUCGCUGUUUCUCGACGAAAGCGAGGAGACAGGCGAUCGCCGCUCCCUCGCUGCUGGCGCAACUCGACAGAUGCCUCCGGCUGUUUUGCUCGUCAACGAAGCGACCAAAACGUCCGUUUCCUAUGGGUUUUACACCAAAGUGCCAGAGAGCGAGACGUCGCAGGUUAAGCGCGAAGAAGGCGAGGCUGCAGACAAAGCUGCAGAGACACUCAACGCAAAGUAUCGCUUCUCCAGAUUCUACUCAUCCCACAUGCUGGCUAAGGACGCGGGUGCGCCGACGGAGAACUCGUUCCUUCUGUUUAUUCCGAACGCCUCCUCCGCAGUGGAGGAGGCGCAAGGCGCUUCGCCGCCGAGAGAGGAGCUUGCUUUCGUCGUGCCGCUUCACUCGCAGCGGCGCAUUCUCGUGAAGGCGGGAGGCAGCGCGAGGCGGCCUCGGUUGAGUCUCGCUGCUCGCGUCCUCACCAAGGAGGAAGAAGAAGACAGAGAGGCUCGCCGAGCAGCAGCGUGUGGUCGCGAGCCUGGAAAGCGACGCGUUGACGAAAUGAGUGGAGAGGACGAGGGGUCUGGGUCCGACGCGUCUUUGCGCGAUACGAGUGGGGAGGAGGCGAGUGACGGAGGCGGAGACAGUUCGGAGACAGGGCGGAAGCGACGGAGACAGUCUCCGGAGGCCGCCGAGCCUGACGGAGAGAGCGGCGGUCAAGACGCGUUGUUUGCGCACGAUGAAGAAGAAGAGAGGGAAGCGAGCACAAGUUCCUCUUCUUCCUCCAGCGACUCGAGCAGCAGCGGCAGUGAAGACGACGGUGAAGAAGACUCCUCAGAGUCUUCAAACGAAGAAGACGAAGAAUAAGCAGCGAGAAACGAUCCCCCUGGAAGAGACGCAGAGAAAAGAGAGGAAGAGACAAGGAGAAACGGGGAGCGAGAUAAGGGAAAGAGAAGAACUGAAGACAGACGGCUUUCAAAGACAGGGUCCGUGUGAAUGCAGGUUUUACGACUGAUUUUUCUUUCGAGAGUUCCGUUUCUCAAUUGGCCUUGUCCGCUGUGUGCGCCUUCCAGUCCACUCGAGGCAUCGUCGCCCUCUGCCGUUCCCGAAACGAUUCUCCCUCAACUUCUCUCUUCUCUCCUUUUUUUUCAUGUCCACGGGUCUGUCUGUUCUCUCUCGCUUUUUCCAUCGCGCGUUUCUCGUGUUGCUUCUUCUUCACGUUCGGUGGAAACUUCCCUUCCCUUCACUCUCCUCCCUCCUUCCUAUUUCUCUUUUCCUUCUCUCUUUUCUCGCUUCAUUUGCCUUUCUCCGUAUCUCCGUAUCUCCGUCUCCUCUUCCUUUCUUGCUUGUUCUCGGCUUUCCUGACCUCAGUCCUCUAACUCUACCUCCGUGCUGGGUAUGACAUCUCACUUGCUUUUCCGGCAAGGUGGCAUCGGUCCCUGUUUGUCGCUUUUUCGAAAGGGAAAACUCUUUCUGUUUUGCCUUUGCUGAUCUUCAGUUUUCGAGAGUGUUUCUUCCGGUUCCCGGCGAUCACGCUGAGAGAGAGAAAAGGCACCCAGUGAGGGGUGUUUGACGUUGGAGGCCCCUUUCUCGAAGUUAAUCCUAGAAAUCUGUAUCUGAAUGCUCGUCUCUUGACUUCUGGAUCUCCUGUCUUUCCAUUCCUUCUCCUGUCGCGCUUCUGCUAGGGGUCGUCACACGUUUUCCUCGUCCACUUCCAGAUCUUCUUGUCUCGUUCCCCUCUUUCUUGUCCUCUGUCUGUUCGCUCUUCCCCUCUCUGUUGUAGGUCGCGAGGUCCUUCUGUCGUCCUCGUUCCUGGCAUGUACUGUCUCCUAUUAUAAGCGGAAUCCCCGCAAACCGUUCAAGACACGGAAACCGUUAACAGACGUUCUUCCUGAGGCCUGUUGCCUUUCAAGACACUACUCGGAAUAGCUUCUUUGAUGGAAAGUCUGGCAGGCCUAAGUAAAGAAAUGUAAACCUGAAAAUUUUCAAAUGGUCUGUUUUCAUCCAAGACGAUUUAUAGUUGCCUGUCUCAUUCAGAAUUAUUUUCUCUGGAAUUCGGACUAACGUUGUCGUUCCUUUCGCUGAGGAAGACCUUGUUUUCUUCAGCCCCGCCAGCAACCCACAGAACGCGUUCUUUCCAGCGAAAGCAACUCCCCUCUUGCUUCACAUGCAUGUCACAGGUCCUUGGAAUGAAGUCACAUGCAUUGCUGGAUUGUUUUGUACGAAGUGCCAACGCUUUCGGAGGACAUUUGGGCGCUCGGGGUGCCACCGAAAUGGCAGUGCGCCUUUUUUUGAGGUGGUGACAAGCGAACGCGAACUUCGAUCAGGCACCACAGUCCCGAUCGCAACCAACAGUUCACUUCCCUUUUCUCCUUGUCGAAUGCAUGCGCGCUGAGUUGAAUCUGUCUCUCAGACGAUCCCCUUAACUGCGUUCCACUAUUUCUAUCUUUGAAUCCUUACAAGGUAUUCGUUGCCUUAAGCAUGGUCGGCAAACGGAAGAGAACUUGGACUGAGGAAAGAAGCAGAAAAACCCGAAAAACGCUUGUCAAUAAUCCUGUUUCA
Messenger RNA from Toxoplasma gondii ME49, 4076 nucleotides. It is a transcript of the gene PAF1, whose product is annotated as RNA polymerase II associated Paf1 complex component PAF1. The transcript is spliced from 4 exons. Bases 645 to 2381 code for a protein of 578 amino acids. Lineage: Eukaryota; Apicomplexa; Conoidasida; Eucoccidiorida; Sarcocystidae. The record is from RefSeq and is a predicted model, not a curated record. Gene Ontology annotation, biological process: transcription elongation by RNA polymerase II. Gene Ontology annotation, cellular component: Cdc73/Paf1 complex.